This is a messenger RNA of Babesia microti strain RI, 1197 nucleotides long. Its product is annotated as histone-binding protein RBBP4. The transcript has 12 exons. Lineage: Eukaryota; Apicomplexa; Aconoidasida; Piroplasmida; Babesiidae. Bases 1 to 1197 code for a protein of 398 amino acids. Gene Ontology annotation, cellular component: nucleus. Gene Ontology annotation, molecular function: histone binding. The record is from RefSeq and is a predicted model, not a curated record. Gene Ontology annotation, biological process: regulation of gene expression.
AUGCAAGCUGACCAGGACAUUAAGCUGAUGGAGAGGAAGAACUGGAUAAUGAACACAAAGGUUCUAUAUGACUUUAUCGCAUCCUGCAACACACCAACUCAAGUACUUAGCUUGGAAUCUCUCCCUCUCCCCCUGCCAAAAAACCUCGAUGGCAUUUGCCAUCAGUUUAUUGCAACAGGAUCCAAUGCCCCAGAAGGUGAACAGAAUUUUAUCAUGAUCUACCGGGCAUUGUUGCCUUCAGAAGCAUUAGAUGAAAAACUUAAAUGCUACUCCAAUUGUGCAGAUUAUGAUGGGUUUCCUGUGCCAGAAAUUGAAAAUGAAGGAAUUUGCUCACAAAUUGCCAAAAUCCCGCACCAAGGUGAAGUUAACAGACUCAAAGCUUCAUCUAUAGAUAUAGGCAUCCUAGCAACACAAAACAACUCUGGCCUAGUUACCCUAUAUAAAUUAUCUAAUUAUGAACAAACCGCACAAUUAAACGGAUCUACAGAGGAAGGGUUUGGCCUGAAUUUCUAUAACGACAGGCCAAAUGUAAUGGGCUCCUUUAAUGACGGUACCCUUAAAGUUUGGGAUUUAAAUUCUAAUUCCGUCACAUGUGAAUACAAACAUGGAAGCGGCAUAAAUUCACUAGUACAUACGUUCGAAAAUUGUAUUGCUGCAGCUACGGAGGACGGCUUAUUACUUUUUAUCGAUGAAAGAUGUAAAUCCGUCGUUGGAAAGAUCGAAAAUGAGACUGGAAAAAUAGCCAUCAAUACAAUUGCCGCUACCAAAUUCAACAGCAAACUCGUGGCAACGGGGUCAAACACUGGAGAUAUUCAUUUUUGGGACAUACGCAACACAUCCACGCCAUCUUAUAUGAUCAAAGCACACGAAUCGCCAAUCAUUCGUGUGGAAUUUAACCAGCAUGAAAAGUCUAUACUGGCAACUGCAUCCGAGGACGGUACAGUGCAAAUAUUCAAUAUGGACAAUGCAGGAUUGGAAUUAUCAGACGACGACUCUGAAGAUUGCCCAGAAGAAUUAGUUUUCAACCAUACAGGGCAUCAAGAUGCUAUUACAGAUUUUACUUGGAGCUGCCAUGACUCAACUAAAUACAUGGUUAUUUCCGCGGCUCAAGACGAGACUCUCCAGUUUUGGCAGCCAUCAAAAGACGCCUUGAUCUACGAAGGCGAAUCAGAUAUCCCUGAUUCGGAUGUGGAAUAG